Molecule: messenger RNA, 1650 nt
Organism: Mytilus californianus (California mussel)
Lineage: Eukaryota; Metazoa; Mollusca; Bivalvia; Mytilida; Mytilidae
Product: histone acetyltransferase p300-like
Exons: 3
Coding region: 1-1650 (549 amino acids)
Source: RefSeq, a predicted model, not a curated record
AUGGUGAGGUUCAGCGUUUCUGAAGAAGGCCAUUCGUAUCGGUAUAAUAGAAACAAGAAAGUUUUCAGAUCGAAAGUCAAGAAGCGUGUUCUGAAAGAUUUCCUACAUAAGAAGUCAUCGGAUCCAUGUCCACCUGUCGCAUGUGACCAAGAAUUUAUUCCUGAGGAAUGCCGGAUGAAGACGUAUUUCUUUAAAAAUGGUUACAAAUGUCAAGGUUGUGACAAUAAUAAAUGUCCAAAGAAAAUUAAGGAAUUAAAACGUUUGGUGAAAAAAGAACAAGUACAUUCAAUAAAAAAACAGAAACAUAUUAAACCAAUUCUACCGAAAACAGUCAAAGUUGUUGAAAUCCAUAGGGAAAAAGAGAAAAGAAGACCUUCUAUCCGAGAUCAUUUUCCAGAUAUGUCAGUUCGAACGCCUUUUGAUGAUAUUCACCGUUCAGGUUCGUCAGUUGGAUUACCAGCAGAUAGUGUCGGACCAAACGAUAACCCAGUUGCUCCACCUGUUGCCCGACCAGUUUCUCCACUACCUGCUGCACGACCAGAUUCUCCGCCACCUGCUGCACGACCAGAUUUCCCGCCACCUGCUGCACGACCAGAUUUCCCGCCACCUGCUGCACUACCAGUUUCUCCACCACCUGCUGCACUACCAGUUUCACCGCCGGUUCAACCAAUUAUUACAUCCGACGUUGGACAACAAAGAAGAGAUCCUCUUACAGUUCUUGAUGCGCCUCCAUCUGACAACGAAUUCGUCAACAGAGUUAGAUUUGAUAGCAGCAAUGCAAACUUAUUACAACCACCUGCAGAUGCUAGUUUAACUGAAAAUAUUCAAAAUCCAUUCAUAAAUCAAAAUACAAUGCAGAAUCCGUUUUUACAAAACAUGCCAGCACCAUUACAAGGUCAGCAAAAUAAUAACCUUUGGCCUCAAUCUCAAGGUUUUAUGCCUCAAAAUUUACAAGGUGGAGGCCAAUCUCCUGAAAUGCAAUUGCUUCAAAAUCAGCAGAUAUUGGACCAACUCAGAGGACAACAAGCUGCAUUAGAAUUUCAAAUACAACAAUUAAGAGGUCAACAGCAAGCGCCAACAUUUGGACAAUUCCAAAUGCCUCAGUUUCCUAUUGGUGGAAUACCGCAGACUCAACAAGGUUUACCUAACAAUGGGAUUUCUCAAAAUUUUCAAGGUUUUCCAGCUAAUGGAGUAAAUCCAAAUCUACCGGGACAAGGAUUCCCGGGGUUUGUACCACAAGGAUUCCCAGGUUUUGGACAAAACACAAAUCCUUUUAUGGCUGGAAUGCAACAACCAGCAUCAAACCAAAACUUAGGACUUAACCCAAAUGGCCAAAUAUCUCAGUUUCUAAACCAGUUGCCUCCAGUUCCAGGUAUAAAUUCUAACUUUCAAGGUCAAGUGCCUUUGAAUGGCAACUUUCAAGGCCAAGUACCUUUAAAUGGAAAUUUUCCAGGUCAAGCUCCUUUAAAUGGAAACUUUCUAGGACCUACAUUAACCGCCGCUAACCCAUUGGCAUCUGUCCAAGGAUUUGCGAAUCAAGGCCAAAGCAAUGUGCAAACAUCAAAUACUGGUGGUUUUGUUGAUCCCGUUACAAACCAAGCUUUACCGGCUAGCUCUAAUAGUUUACAUGGUCCCGUUACUCAACAGUAA